Molecule: messenger RNA, 4555 nt
Organism: Schistosoma haematobium
Lineage: Eukaryota; Metazoa; Platyhelminthes; Trematoda; Strigeidida; Schistosomatidae
Product: cell wall biogenesis protein, variant 2
Exons: 2
Coding region: 3755-4279 (174 amino acids)
Cellular component (GO): membrane; Golgi medial cisterna; Golgi trans cisterna
Source: RefSeq, a predicted model, not a curated record
CUUGUAUUCAUAUCAAAUGAGUUCUUGCUUUGCUAUUACUUUAUCGCAUAAACCUUGUUUAAAUUUCGCUUUAUUUCUUAUUUGUCCUUCUCUCUCUCUUUCCAGGUAAUAGCAAUUUAGUAUAUACUUUAAUAAGGAAACGUCAAAUAUUUUAUCGGCUAGCUAAUUUACCCACUGAUCAACCUACUAUUCAUAGUAUAGUUAAUAAACAAAUAAAAUCUCAAAGCAGUGGUCAUAUUACAAUGGAAUCUACUACUACUGUUCCUUCUAGUACUUCAUCUCGAACAUCUAGCAGCAGUGGUGGGAUUAAAAAAUCUCCUGCUGACACUUCUGCUUGUAAACCUUUACCAAUAUCGGAAGUAGCAAAAUCUUCAUCUACUUCCACUUGUUUAUCUGUUGAAUCAUCUGUUUAUCAUAAUGACGAUAAUGAUAAUGUUGGUAAUGGUAAUGUUGACAAUUCAAGUAUUGUCGAGUCCAUGGAUCAAGUAUCUUCUCGGGUUUGUUUUGUUUCGUUUAUGUGUAUAGAGUAAAAAUGGAAUGCUUUGCUUAUUUUUCUAUCGAUUUUGUACACAAGAUCUUCAUCGGCAAAGUUAUUUAUAAGUUCUCAACAGACCCUCAAUCGAUCUAGCUUUCUUCUAGUAGGAAAUGUCAGUUUCAAUUGAGAAAAGUAAAAAAACGGAUAACAAAUUCAUCUCAAUGUAUAUCUUGAUCAGUAGCAUCUAAACUGUCGAUGCUUAUGUAUACAAAUCAAUGAACUGAUGGUUUGGAAAGGUUUAUGCUGUUUUUAAUUUGAAUAAUCUAUUCUGACAAUCAUUAUACAAUUCAUUCCAAAAGUGAACUGUAUCUUCGAUGCUUAAUCUUUUCUAUUACUACUCAAUAGAAGACCCUUGCUCCUUCUGGAACACUUGUUUAGACUCUGAUCGUCCUCUAAUAGGAGCACGCAUUUGCUUGCGCCCUACUAUAAGCCGAGAAACCACACUAAGAAGACCCAUAAGAGUUGGAUUCAACGAUGAGAAAACCAAAGAUAAAUUCCAAGAACAACUGAGACCACACUUAGGCAAUUUCGAAAAUGAGACUGACCGAGAUGUUGCUUAGAAUGAUAUACGAACAGCUGUGGAAACAGCGGCGACAUCUAUUAGUGAUUUAAACCAAAGGGUUACGGAACACCAGUGGAUUUCUGCAACAUCUCUUGCACUGAUAGACUCUCGUAAACUCUGAACACGAUGAAGAGCGAAAACAGAUCAGGUCUAGGUUAACUAAAAGUCUACAAAACGAUCGUGAGCAGUGAUAAACAACGAAAGCAAAAGUGAUGGGACCGGCAGCGACUGUAUGUAGCACCAGACAGCUUUUCAGACUAAUAAAAGAAACUGGAAUUAAGAUGUCGAGUGUAAGUGAGACGGUCUCGGAAAAGGACGACACCCUUAUCUGCUCUCAGCUCAGACGUUUAGAACGAUGUGCGAAACACUUCAAGGAGAAGUUCAGCUGGCCUUCAGCUACUCUACAACUACUCACUAUUCUCGUAUAGCCUGAAUGGAACAUUGAAGUGACCCUCCCGACCUUAAUUGAAGUUCAAAAACCCAUAGAUAAUCAGAAACGAGGAAGAGCAGCUAGUCCAGAUUGAUUAACUACAGAGGUUUUUAAGGAUAAUGGUCUAGUUUUAGCGAUUAGGUUGACUAAUAUUGUAGCUCAAAUAUGGGAGUUGGAUGUGAUCCCAUCUGACUGGUCGCAAUAACUAAUCGUCUCAAUAUAUAAGAAAGGAUCAUCCUGUGAUAACCACAGAGGGAUUAGUUUGACUAAUAUAGCGUCUAAAAUACCAGCCUCAAUAAUUAUCGGACGCCUAACAAAGACUCGUGAACUGCAAACACGAGAAAAUCAGGCUGGUUUCAAAUCUGGUCGUGACUGCAUCGACCACAUAUUCACCAUUCAUCAGAUUCUAGAACACAGAUAUGCUUAUCGGCGUCCGACAAUGAUAGUUUUUCUUAACCUAAAAACAUCAUUUGACUCUGUAGACCGAGAGGUUUUGUGGUAGUGUCUGUCUGCAACCUCAAGUAGUGCCUGGCAAAACUGUCCACUAUCUCCCUUUCUGUUUAAUUUUAUCUCAGACCUACUGCUGGAAAUAACGUUCUCGUCGACUGAAUUUUCGGGAAUCUUUCUCCUACCAGGAGGUCCACUUAUUGACUUAGAAUACGCAGACAACGUAGUCCUGUUUGGUGAAGAUGCAGUCUUUUAGUAGCACUGAGCAACAAUGCCAGGAUGUUUGGAAUGCGUUUUCCCCCCCCUUUAAAUGCAAAUUUUUGCUUCAGGACUGACCUGAACUAAGGAUAGGAAGUGAAGUAGUCGAACGCGUUGACAACUUCACUUAUCUUGGAAGUCUGAUCAGUCCUAAUGGGUUGGUGUCUGAUGAAACCUCAGCACAGAUUCAAAAAGCUCGUUUGGCUUGUUCCGACUUACGUCAUCUAUAGCGAAGGCGAGAUAUCUGUCUACCAACUAAGUGACGAGUAUACUGCGCUGCAGUUCGUUCUGUUGUACAUAACGGCUGUGAACCAUGACCAUUAAGAGUAGAAGAUACACGUAAGUUUUAAGUAUUUGAUCAUAGAUAUCUUAGAAAUACUGCUCGUAUCCUCUGGGAUCACUGGGUAUGUAAUAGUGAGGUUAGACGUAGGGCAUUAGGAAAUGAUAGUAAGUCAGUUGAUGAGGUUGUGUCUUCAUCGCCUGAGAUGGUUGGGUCAUGUGUUACGCAUGUCCGACCACCGAUUAUGAGGGUGUGCAAUGCUUACUAGCGUUGGAGACGGAUGGAAGAAGUUAGGAGAGGACAAACCAAAACGUGACAUUAGUCCCUGAAGUCACUAACUUGUUGUCUGAGCUAUACCUGUAGGUGAAAACUACUUGGUUUGGGUUCGGGUGACUAUCGUAACCAAAGGUUGGAGUGACAUGGCUCAGAGUCGAUCACAAUGUCGUUUAUCUUUAUGAUUACUUACUGUAUGAUAUUAAGUACUUUUUCAUCCAGAUAUAUAAUUUUACUAUCUAAGUAUUACUCAUAGUAAUAAUAAUCACUUUAUUUAAGUUUAUAUUUUUAGUUGAAUUUUGGAUUUUCAACAUCUUGGCGGUCUGUUACGUAACCAAACACGGGCAUGAAAAAUUUGGUCUCCAAGUAAUUCAAAAAAGACCGUGACACAUUCUCUCAUGAACCAGUUGCGGGUUAAUAAUUGAUCAUGUAAUGACUGAAAUCCUACAAAGUUCAGCACCUUAGAAUCUCAAAGUUUACACUACAAUUAUAGCUUUCCCUAUCUUCUUCCUCCAAUGUUCUGUAUAGGUGACUGUGUCAUAUAUCACCUUCUGGAACACCUUCGAAAUGCUAUGUGUCUCAUCGUAAAACAGUCCAGAAAUUAGUUUUACAUCCACGGCAAGCUAAAUGACGAAUGCUAGUCUUUUUAAUAAUCUAAGUUUUGUUACGUAAAAUGUUGCAAUAUCAUUUAGCUCCUCCUUUGCUCAAAGCUUUAGUACGUUUUUGAAUGAUCAGAUAUGAUUUAAACCUAAGUACAAUUCGACUUGUAAAAACUAAACUAUAAAAAGUAUUUUCGUAAACUAACAUUUAUUGCUUCAAACUUCCAUAAUUUUAUUUUUCAGUGAUAUCGUCCUUUGAAAAUAUUCUUUUUUUUUUCAAUUUUUUCUAACCAAGUUAAAUGAACUAAGUGUUGGUAAACCUGGCGAUUCGAUUCAAGCCAGUCUAGCUGAUGUCCCUCCAUUGCAUAAAAUGACAGGUAAACGUUUAGGCAAUGCUACUCAAUUAGAUGAACGUUUCUCAAAUUAUCAUUCAGAAAUCGAGAAUAAUUUAAUAUCACAUUCUUCACCUAGUCAGCGUAUUCCAGUGGAUAGUAAUAAUAAUGGUAAUAAUAACAAUGAAUCUGAUAAAGAUUCGACAGUACAUAAUGUUCAAGAAUGCCCAAUAAAUAGAUCUGGAAUUUCAGAAAGUUCUCUGACAAGUACAAAUCAAACGAAAGAAACACAAAACAGUUCAUUAACUUCUGAUACACAAUCUUUUCAUUCCAUUGGAACAAUCACAUGUAAGCAAUCACGCACCAGUGGUAGAAGUAAUUCAUCUCAUUCAGUUAAUGAUAAUAAUGAUAAGUUACAAAAAUUGAAUGAAAGAAAUUCAUCGAAUUGGGAACCAACAUCAGAAUGGGUUCAUAGUUGGAAAUUAAAAAUGCCUUUUCAAACAAUUAUGCGUUUAUUGCAGGUAUUAGUGCCUCAAGUUGAAAAAAUCUGUAUUGAUAAGUAAGUUCUGAUACUGUUAUUACUUCCCAUUUUCUGUGAUCUUGUCAUUGAAUUAAAGUUAUUUGAAUAUCUAGCUGUAAAAUAUGGUCAGUUAUAAGUAGUGUAGAACUUAGCGCAUAUGUGGAUCGGUUCACAUUUCCUUUACAUGUAACUCAAGGAGAUUUGGCAAUGCCAUGUUCGUCAUAGCCAUUGAGUUUCUUCGUUUUUAUUAACUCCGACAUAGAAAUUCUUUAAGAGGUGACACCCUCUUCGUUUGACUAUUCAAGAGAUUGACUCGUUG